AGCCACAUAGGUGUCUGGUUACAAACACACACUCACAGACACACACCUACAGAGUGAGCAAGAGAGAGCAAGAGCAAGAAGAUAGUGAUAGAAGGCACAGAAGGUAGACGUAGAGAACGUGAGAGUCAGAAGAGAGUAAUUUCACCAUAAGUGGGAGUUGAAAUUUCUCCCACAGUCUCUUUGAGGAAAUCUUUUAUUUGAAGGUCAUCAGGGUCAGCCUGUGGUACAGAGCUGUUCUCCUAACAAACCAAAAGGAACCUGAUCUACUCAGCCAUUCUAAUUCACUUGACCGGUGCACUGCUUUAAUUAAAGUUAACAGCUGUCCUAUUCGUUCAGCACGUGCUAUGGCAGAGGCGCACCAGGCGGUGGCCUUCCAGUUCACUGUCACACCAGAGGGCAUCGACCUGCGCCUCAGCCGUGAGGCGCUCAAACACAUCUACCUGGCUGGAGUUACGUCAUGGAGAAAACGUGCAAUUCUGUUCCGAAAUGGCGUCCGAAUGGGGGUCUAUCCGGCCAGUCCCUCUAGCUGGUUAUUUGUGGUGAUUGCAAUAAUGAGUUCCAUGUAUGCCAGAAUGGAUCCAUCCAUGGGGAUGAUUAACAACAUCAGAAAGGUUUUACCUGCAAGUGAUCGUCUCACGGCUCAGACUCAGACAGUGUUGAGUGCUAUCGUGUUUGCCACAGGACUGUGGUUCUCUCUGAUUAUGCUUCUGCGCUACACUCUGAAAGUUCUGCUCUCCUACCAUGGCUGGAUCUUUGAGCCACAUGCCAAAAUGAGCAUGUCUACCAAACUCUGGAUAAGUCUGUUAAAGAUGUUUUCGGGUCGUCGGCCAUUACUCUACAGUUUCCAGGGCUCUUUGCCUAGACUGCCUGUUCCCAGCAUUGAUGACACCAUCCACAGAUAUCUUGAGUCAGUGCGCCCACUACUGGACGAUGACCGAUAUAAACAGAUGGAAAUUGUGGCCAAUGAGUUCAGAAAGGACCAAGCCCCUAAACUACAAAAAUAUCUGCAGCUAAAGUCCUGGUGGGCCAACAAUUAUGUGAGUGACUGGUGGGAGGAGUACAUCUACCUGAGGGGCCGGGGCCCAAUCAUGGUGAACAGCAACUUCUACACCAUGGACCUGCUGUAUGUGAUCCCCACUCACAGGCAGGCAGCGCGAGCAGGAAACGUGGUCCACGCCAUCCUGCAAUAUCGGCGCAAACUAGAGCGAGGAGAACAUGCUCCGAUGAGAGCUCUAGGGGUGGUACCCAUGUGCUCCUAUCAGUAUGAGAGAAUGUUUAACACCACUCGAAUUCCUGGCAUUGAAACAGACUGUGUUCAGCACCUAAGGAACAGGAAGCACCUGGUUGUAUAUCACCGAGGACGCUUUUUUAAGGUGUGGCUGUACUAUGGUGGUCGCCAUCUCUUGCCUGCGGAGUUGGAGCAGCAGUUUCAGCAUAUUCUCAAUGAUACCACAGAGCCUCAGCCUGGAGAACUCAAACUGGCCUCGCUCACUGCCGGAAAGAGAGUCCCAUGGGCCAAAGCACGACAGAAAUACUUCAGUGACGGUGUAAAUAAGACGUCUCUAGAUGCCAUUGAGACUGCUGCCUUUUUCCUCACUCUGGAUGAUGAAACACAUGGAUAUGACCCUGAAAAGCCAAGGUCAAUGGAUCUCUAUGCCAAAUCCCUACUGCACGGAAAGUGCUAUGACAGGUGGUUUGAUAAAUCCUUCACUCUUGUUGUCUACAAAAAUGGUAAAAUAGGGGUGAAUACUGAACACUCAUGGGCAGACGCUCCCAUUAUUGGGCACAUGUGGGAGGAUAUUUUGGCAGCCGACUUUCUCCGUUUGGGUUACACUGAGGAGGGACACUGCAAAGGAGACAUUAACAAAGGUCUGGCUAGCCCAACCAGGCUACAUUGGGACAUUCCAGCAGCGUGUCAGGAGAUUAUUGAGGCAUCGUACACAGUAGCCAAGGAGCUUGCUGAUGAUGUGGAUUUCUGUGGUUGUGUAUUUGAUGAGUUUGGAAAAGGCCUGAUUAAGAAAUGCAAAACAAGCCCUGAUGCUUUCAUCCAACUAGCACUACAGCUUGCUCACUACAGGGAUAAAGGUGAGUUCUGUCUUACGUACGAGUCCUCAAUGACCCGCAUGUUCCGGGAGGGACGGACAGAGACGGUGCGCUCCUGCACCAUCGAAUCAACAGCCUUUGUCCGAGCCAUGGAGGACAAGACUUGCAUGACUGAACAGCGUCUGGCGCUAUUCAGGACAGCAGCUGAAAAACAUCAGAACAUGUAUCGUCUGGCCAUGACAGGAGCCGGUAUCGACCGGCAUCUCUUCUGCCUCUACAUCGUCUCCAAAUUACUGGAUAUACAGUCGCCCUUCCUCAACCAAGUUCUUUCAGAGCCUUGGCGUCUCUCCACCAGUCAGACGCCACAGCAGCAGCUCAACCUUGUUGAUAUCCAGAAGUUUCCAAAAUAUGUAGGAGCAGGUGGUGGCUUUGGCCCUGUUGCUGAUGAUGGAUAUGGAGUUUCUUAUAUUAUCGUUGGGGAGAAUCUCAUCACAUUCCACAUCUCCAGCAAAUUCUCUAGUCCAGAAACGGACUCACAUCGCUUCGGCCGGAACAUCAGACAGGCCAUGCUGGACAUUAGAGCACUGUUCAACCAGAAGGAGAAGGCCAUGUGAAGACAAUCAGAUGUCUCACACACACACACACACACAAACAAACAGCUGGUCCAACACACCAUUUAAAGAAAUCAGAAUGAAAAAGGAAAUAUGUAAAAAUAUUGUACAGACAUUUUAAAACACUUCUUGUCAUUUGAAUUAAUUUAAUGAAUCUAUGGCUUAGGACAUUUUGAUGAAAAUAUUGUACAGACAGACAUUUUAAAGCAAUCUUAAAUUUAUUUUAAUAUUAUUUAACUUAAUGAAUCUAUUUCAUCUGAGCAUCAAAUAUAUAUAAACUAGGGCUAAAAUAUUUUGAUAAAAUCAGUAGUGGCACCAAGCUUACACAAUACUUUGGCAGCUUUGCGUAACAUGCCGAUAUAGAAAAGUUGUAUAAUUGUAAAUAUUUGUAUGUUAUUAAGCAUGUUGAUUUCUCUAUCAGGUGACAAAAUAUAGGUUAAUGAUCCACUAUUUCAUUUAUGCAUACUUUAUUAAAUUAUUGGAUGUUGAACUAAAGGUUUUAUGACAGUUUCUGUACUGAGCUGAACAUGUGUUGAUGUAAUGAUUUUCCUUUACAUAUCAAGAUCAGCCUCGAAAGCACUUUGCUUGCACAGAUUCUUCCUUUCAUUUCUUUGGAAAAGUCAUGUACUACGCUUAAUUUUUACAUCAUCCACUACUGGUUGAAGUCUUGUAUUGCACUAUUACUAUGAAAAUAACAGCUUCAUGCAAUGAUUUAA
Messenger RNA from Pangasianodon hypophthalmus (striped catfish), 3370 nucleotides. RefSeq names its product carnitine palmitoyltransferase 1B (muscle) (gene cpt1b). The coding region runs from base 345 to 2657 and encodes 770 amino acids. Gene Ontology annotation, biological process: fatty acid metabolic process; carnitine metabolic process. The record is from RefSeq and is a predicted model, not a curated record. Lineage: Eukaryota; Metazoa; Chordata; Actinopteri; Siluriformes; Pangasiidae. The transcript has 19 exons. Gene Ontology annotation, molecular function: carnitine O-palmitoyltransferase activity. Gene Ontology annotation, cellular component: mitochondrion.